Messenger RNA from Cajanus cajan (pigeon pea), 555 nucleotides. Its product is annotated as retrovirus-related Pol polyprotein from transposon RE2. The record is from RefSeq and is a predicted model, not a curated record. Lineage: Eukaryota; Viridiplantae; Streptophyta; Magnoliopsida; Fabales; Fabaceae.
AUGACGUUGCCUCCAGGAUACCCCACAUCAGAAAAACACCUUGUUUGCAAGUUAAAGAGGUCGUUAUACGGUUUAAGACAAGCAAGCAGACAAUGGUUCAACAAGUUUUCCUCCACACUCAAGUGUCUAGGCUUUACACAAUCUAGACAUGAUUACUCAUUAUUUACUUGUGGUAAUGGUCCUAACCUUGUCAUUUUAAUUGUCUAUGUUGAUGAUAUCAUCAUUGCAGGUCCCAAUACUUCAAGGAUCCAUCAAGUGCAUAUUUCUUUACAGAAACAUUUCAAGCUAAAAGUGCUUGGAGACCUUAAAUACUUCCUAGGUUUGGAGAUAGCUAGAAAUAAAAAGGGAAUCAAUCUCUGUCAACGAAAGUAUGUGUUGCAACUUCUUUCUGACACUGGUUAUUUAGCCUCCAAACCAAUUGUACUACCAAUGGAUCCAAAUACCAUCCUCACUGCUGAAGCCGGCGAUCUGCUACCGGAUCCAUCUCUAUACAGAAGGCUUAUCGGAAGACUUUUGUAUCUUACCAUUUCGCGCCCUGCACUAGUGGAAAAAUAG